UCAAGCGAAUUUUGAUAAAUCUUCAUUACUCCACCGCUUUCGACUCAGUACGCAACAUUAAUGUGAUUUUCCCCAUGGAGUCAAAUCUCACAACGAAUUUAUCGUCCGCACCGGAUAAUUCCACAGCAACAAGACCUUUCAGCACAUCAUUCCAGAUAUGGUCUGGCGUAUUUUUCGUGGUGUUGGCUCUAAAUUUCAUCGGCAACAUUUUAGUGGUGGGUUUGAUCACCGCAGAGAGGAAGUUUCAUAGCACAAUGAACUAUCUCUUCGUGAACAUGGCGUUUUCUGAUUUCCUUGCUGGUGUCUUCUCGCUUCUUUGGUACAUCGCAAACUACGUCGCCCCGAAAUGGAAAAGCGAUUGGGUCUGUCGAGUCGUUGCUGCGAAUUCCAUAACUGUCCUCAGUGGACUUGUGUCCAUCUUCACGCUGACAGCCAUCACGCUGGAAAGGUAUCAUGCUAUUCUCAAACCCCUGGAGCACAGGAUGUCUUGGUCUCGCUUCAGGAUCAUUCUUCUUGUGAUUUGGUCGUUGAGCAUCAUCUUUUCCCUGCCAUAUUUUAUAUUCAUACAGUUCGUCGAAGGCGAUAGCUCGAAAAUAUGCAUUUUCCUUCUCGGAAAAUGGCAACGGCAGCUUCUGACCACCCUGAUGUUUAGCUUCAUGUAUGUUUGCCCGAACAUCAUCAUCUGUGUCGCAUAUGUGAAGAUUGUGAAGUACCUCUGGUGCAAUGAAGAGAACAACGAGAUGAAAGAGUCCCACAAAGCGUUGCUGCGGUCGCGAAAGAAGAUCACAAAAUUGCUCGGCUCUGUUUUGAUCCUCUUCAAUCUUUGCACUUUCCCCAAUUUCAUUGGUGACUUUAUGCUCAGUUUCGGCGCUAUCGGGUACGGGCACUGGUUUCCACAAAUCGUGUUUCUAAUUCAACUUGUGUCAACCUGCGUCAACCCUUUGAUAUUCUUUGUUCAGAGUAAUCAGUUCCGUAAGAGACUUUUGGAAGCAAUCUGCUGCAGACUGAAGGCAAUAGAACGGUGGUCGACUUUUCGAGGGACAGGAACUUCGACGAAGUCUCAAUUACUGUCAAUUAACCGCCACGUGCGAACGACAUUGUAAUGGAUUUAUACCAUCGAGUGGCGUAUUCGUAUCACUCCAUAAUAUAGUUCUCGUACACAUGGAGGUCGAAAUCUCACCGCCCUUAAAAAAUCCUUGAAAAAAUUCUUAAAACUGAAAAGCACUAGAAACUUUCUUUAUAUCUUUAGGCCCUAUGAAACGCUUGAAGAACUUCCUAUUAUUCCCAAAAAUAUCAAAAGAGAUUUUUAAAGUGGGAUGAUACUACUAUCGCCUACCAUGAAUUCGAGCUAGCAUUAAUUUUGCCAUGCAAUGCAAGGUAAAAAGUGAUAUCUGUGUUCGGCUGGGGUAAAUUUACACAUUUGUAAUUAUUGCAGCAUAUUAAUUUUGUCGAUAAAUGAAUUCGAGCUAUUCGGUCUAUUUCCAGCUUUUCUCUUCUAUUAAGUUGUUUAUUUGUGAAAUGAAUAAAAUACCAUGUUACUGUAUGAACACUUUAGUAACGUGAAUGCAAACAUGCAUCGAUGCUGAUAGUUGCUCUUUUACCUUACAUGGGUGUGGCAUGUGUACGAGCAUGCGUUGGUCUAAGAAUAUUGUUGUGAAGAAACCGUUUCACACUUGAAGCGACUUUUAAUCAUCGUGCAUUAUGCAGUCAACCAUUUUGUAAUAUUCAACAUGUUCCCACGCUAAAUAUACAGGUAGCAUUUAAAGAGAUAUUGGAAAUUAUUGACUUUUUCAAUAAUAGCUUAGAAACUCUUAUCGCAAAAGUAAAACGGUAUUAUGCUACGCGUUAUAUAGAUAUACAUGCAAAGCUAUAUAGUAUACCUUGUUCAUGAAAAAAAAAUCCUUUGAAUUUUCUCCAAACGUCGCGUAUCAUUAGAAUAUUAUUAAAUGCAUAGGAUGAUCUUAUCAUGUUAUCACUUAGUUAUGACUACGAAUUUUAAGUUACGUUCUCAAUAAAUAAAACAGGUAUACUGUUAAAAACGAAAUAA
This is a messenger RNA of Dendronephthya gigantea, 2047 nucleotides long. RefSeq names its product substance-P receptor-like. The record is from RefSeq and is a predicted model, not a curated record. Gene Ontology annotation, molecular function: G protein-coupled receptor activity. Lineage: Eukaryota; Metazoa; Cnidaria; Anthozoa; Malacalcyonacea; Nephtheidae. Gene Ontology annotation, biological process: G protein-coupled receptor signaling pathway. The transcript has a single exon. Gene Ontology annotation, cellular component: membrane. The coding region runs from base 75 to 1103 and encodes 342 amino acids.